GACCUGGAAGAAUUCGUCCAGAGUUCAGGGGAUGACGGAAUCAUCAUCUUCUCUCUCGGGACCUACGUGAUGCACAUGGAAGAAGAGUUCGUUGUCAAAUUUGCAAAUGCCUUCGCCAAACUUCCGCAGAAGGUCCUCUGGCAGUUCCGUGGAACAGUGCCACCUCUAGUUGACAAGAUACCCAACAUAAAGACCAUGGAAUGGCUUCCUCAGAAUGACCUGCUUGGCCACAAUAAAACACGUGUCCUCAUGUACCAAGGAGGAAACAACGGUCUGUACGAAGCGCUUUAUCAUGCCGUUCCUGUCGUCGUCAUACCCUUGUUCGCUGACCAGUCCGACAUCGCAGCUAGGGUGACGUCUCGAGGCAUUGGCAUCUCACUCGAUAUAGUGACCAUAACAUCGGAGAAGAUCGUCGACGCCCUUAAUGCCGUCAUCCAUGAUAAGAAAUACAAAGAAACGGUUACAAAGCUGUCGGCGAUAUUCCAUGACCGACCGAUGACACCUCUUGAAACGGCAGUCCACUGGAUCGAACACGUCCUCAAGCACGGUGGCGGCUACAUGCGAUCACCGAUUCAUGACCUAACCUGGUAUCAAUAUUACCUUCUCGAUGUCGCCGCCGUCUUUCUUCUCGUCUUCAUCACAGCAAUUGUUUUUGUGGUGUAUUCAUGUAAACUUGCUUUUAAGGGAUGUAAGCGAAUGUUUAUCGGUAGCAAAGCUAAAACUGAAUAAUGACACCUUUUUGUCUUUGGGGUAUUAUGUAAGAGGAUAUAUGUAUUGACGUCAGGGGCAAAUUCAGGAUUUCGAAAAGGGGUGGCACAUUUUCCCCUAGGAAAAUAUGACAUGCAAAAAAAAUUAAAAGGAAUCGUGUCUGAACGACAUAUUGCCAUUAAAUAUUUUGAAAGAUCUUAGAAAUGCUUUCAAAAACCAUUUCUUAAGAAUAUUUGCAUAACAUUAAUGAAACAUUAGCGUUAUCAUAAUAUCAAGCAUAUGCUUUGAUGGCCAGACAAAAAAAAUUAAGACAUUUAAAAAAAAUGUUAUCAAUAUGUCCAAUCAUGAUGUUAAAAUGACAUGAAAAAAACAUUAAGAAAACGAAAUAAUAUUUUUCUGACGUUUUUAUAAUGUUACAUAAUUAAUGUGAAAAUACAAUUUUUAGAACGUUCUUAGGAUGUUAUGGCAACAAAAUCUAAUGUUAUAAAAAGUCAUGAAAAUAUGUUUUCAAAAUAUUUCAACAAGACAUUUUUGAAAAAUGUUUUUGUGAUGUUCUUUAAAACUUUUUCAAAAAUGUAUUAGAAACAUAAUAAUUUUGACGUUUUGUGAUAUCCUUUUAACGUUUUGAGAGAAACAAAAUGUUUUAAUGACAUCUUUGAAAUAAUAUAUCUUUGGUGUAAAAAUAAUAUUUUAAAAACCUUAGAAUAUUAUGACAGUAAUAAUAAAUAUUCUUAAAAUGAUAUGAAACGAUGGUUUUUAAAUAUUUUAACAAAACAUUUUUUGAAUAAUGUUUUUCAAUUGUUUUCCAAAAAUGUUUUUAAAAUAUUUGAAAAGCAUUUCCUUUUUUACGCUUUUCUGAUGUAAUAUUAACAUUUUUUGAGAAACAAAAUAACAUUUUACUAACAUCUUUAUAUGUUACACAUUGGAUGUGAAAAUAUCAUUUUAAAAGCGCUGUUACAAUAUUCUGACAAUACCAUCAAACGUUCUCGAAAUGUUAUGAAACCAUGUUUAUAUAAUAUUUCAACUAAAAGUUUCUAAAAAAUGUUUUCCUAAUAUUUUUUCCAAACGUUACUGAAUGUAUUCUAAACAUAUUUUCCAAUGUUUUUAUGAUAUGAUUUUUACAUUUUUUCAGAAACUUCGUAAUAUUUUACUAACAUUUUUAGAAGGAUAUAUAUUUAAUGAAAAAUUAACAUUUGUAAAAAUGUGUUAGAAUAUGAUAAUUACGUCAACAGUUAUAGAAACGUCUAGAAAAUAUAUUUUUUUUCUUCAAAUAUUUGCCAAAAUAUUUCAGAAUGUAUCAGAAACAUCCUUACUUUAGUGUCUUCAUAAUACAAGUUUAACAUUGUAUAACUUUACUAUUAUCUUUAUACAUGGGAUCUAAAAAUAUGUUUUAAGGUUGUUAUAAUACCAUAGCGAUAACGUUCUUGAAGUGCUAUGAAACUAUGUUUUUAGAUUAUUUUAACUAAAAAAAGGAGAAAAAUAUUGUUUAAUACGUUUUAUGGUGCAACAUUAUUUCAGAAAAAAAUACAUUUUACUAACAUCGUUCUUAUAAUGUCAUACAUUAUGUGAAAAAACAUUAAAAUAUGUUUUUAGAAUAUCAUUAAAAUAACAAAAUAUUCUCGAAAUGUCAUGAUAAUAUGUUUCUCAAAUAUUUUAACAAAACAUUUUUUAGAAAUGUUUUUAUAAUGUCUUUAAAAAAUGUAUCAGAAAUAUCCUUAUUUUGACUUUUUUACAUAUCAUUUUAACAUUUUUCUAGAAACAACUAUUUACUAACAUCUUUAUGUUAUGUAUUGGGUGUGACAAUAACAUCAAACGUCCUCGAAAAAUUAUGAAAAUAUGUUAUUAAAAUUAACUAAAAAUAAAAAAAAAAGGUUUGUAAGUUUUAUCCAAUGUAUUUAUCGUAAUAACAUCUCUAUAUUACGAUAAAUACAAUGGAUAAAAAUACAAUUUCAAAGAAUAGUCACAACUUAAUGAUAAUAGCAUUAAGGGUUGUAGAAAAGUUAUUUAAAAAAUUGCAAAAUAUUGAUGCAUUGAAUAGUUUACAGACAUUAUCUAUACCCGAAUGUGAAUUUCAAUUCAGUGAAAUGAAAUAAAAGGUUAUGUUUUUAAGCCAUUGUUUUUGCAAAAUAUUGAUGCAUUGAAUAGUUUACAAACAUUAUCUAUACCCGAAUGUGAAUUUCAAUUCAGUGAAAUAAAAUAAAAGGUUUUUUUUAAGCAAUUGUCGUACAUUGAUUGUUCAAAGGCUGUUCAAGUGGAGUUGAUAGCAUACACCCAUAGCUUCUUAAACGGGGUGCUCCUUUUUAGUAGAACCAUUGUUUUUUUUAAAUACAAUAUAACAUUUUGAAAUUGUACUACUAGAAGACAUUUAAAGACGGCAAGAAUUACUUCAAGACAUAAAGGAGGGUCAUAUGAUGUUGAUAAUUUGAGACCAAUAUCUGUUUUACCUGCCUCGUCUAAAACAUUAGAAAUCAACUUUAUGAAUACUUGAAUGAAAACAAACUGCCAACGAAUUCUCAGUCAGGAUCUAGAUCUUUGCAUUCAUGCCUAACUAAAAUCAAAUACUAUUUGUCUGAUAAAAUGGAUCAGGGGCGAAUAAUCGGAGGUAUUUUCCUCAAUUUACGUAAAGCUUUUGAUGGUAUACCACACAAUUUCAUUCUUGGAAAACUGAAGUAUUAUUGAAUUAAGGGUAAAGAAUAUGAUUGGAUGUAAGCUUUUUAACAGACAGGAGACAGCUUGUCGAAGUAAAUAACUGUAUUAGUGAAAGUGUAAAAAAUAAAUCAGGCGUCCCACAGGGAUCCAGUUAGGGUCCAUUAAUAUCAGUUGUAUUUUUGUCAAUGAUGUAUGUAACUUGAAUUUGAAUGUUAAUUCCAAAAUGUGUCUUCAUGCAGAUGAUACUGCUACUUUCUUUUAUGAUGUUUUAUCUAAGAAGAUUAAAAAAAAAAUUGCAAAGUGAUUUUGAUGUUACCUGUAACUGGCUCGACCAAAACUGUAUGCAUUUGCAUACAAAAAAGUCAUAAGAAAAGAUAGAAAAAUUAUGCUUUAAUGAUAAAAUAUAUAAAUGAACCCAUAGAAAAUGUGAAAUAUAGUCAAAUACUUAAUGUACGUGGGUGCAACACUUGACUCUGGUAUGACGUGGGGAGAACAUGUAUCUAGUAUCAUUGUUUAAAUAUGUCGUAUGAUAGGUUGUAUAA
Lytechinus pictus (painted urchin) is the source of this 3899-nucleotide messenger RNA. RefSeq names its product UDP-glucuronosyltransferase 2C1-like. The record is from RefSeq and is a predicted model, not a curated record. Bases 70 to 729 code for a protein of 219 amino acids. The transcript has 3 exons. Gene Ontology annotation, molecular function: UDP-glycosyltransferase activity. Lineage: Eukaryota; Metazoa; Echinodermata; Echinoidea; Temnopleuroida; Toxopneustidae.